AUGUCUGACUGUAAGGCUGUAGUCACGCCGUUAAAUGCCGUAUUCCAAGUAAGCUGUGAUGACGCGAAGUGCAGACGUGUGAAUAAAAGGGAGUACCAGUCGCUGAUCGGGGCAUUGAUGUAUUUAGCUAUCUCUACCCGACCGGAUAUUCUACACUCGGUUUGUAAACUUUCGCAAAAGAACAGCGAUCCACAUUCUGAGCAUGAAGCUAAACACGUACUACGCUACUUGAAGGGUACGAUCGAUUUAAAACUACGCUACCACAGAUUGGGCCACCCUAUUGAAUGCUACGUCGACGCUGAUUGGGGUGCUGAUGUUGGCGACAGAAAAUCUUAUACAGACAGUGCGUUUUAUGCAGCGGGCGCAGUAUUCUCAUGGAAAUCGAAAAAACAAAACGUCGUUGCCCUUAGCAGCACCGAAGCCGAAUAUGUUGCGCUUUCCACAGCUGCAAAGGAGGUUAUAUAUAUAAGAAAGCUUUUACAUGAAAUGGGUUUCCCUAUUAAGGGGCCUUCUUUAAUCAAUAGCGACAAUCAAAGUGCGUUACAUCUAGUAAAAACCCUGUUUACCAUGCUCGAAGUAAGCAUAUAG
Molecule: messenger RNA, 588 nt
Organism: Rhagoletis pomonella (apple maggot)
Lineage: Eukaryota; Metazoa; Arthropoda; Insecta; Diptera; Tephritidae
Product: secreted RxLR effector protein 161-like
Exons: 1
Coding region: 1-588 (195 amino acids)
Source: RefSeq, a predicted model, not a curated record